AUGCAGGCCCCACCACCCUUCCUAUUAACUCAGAAGCGCCAGCCCCCUUGGAUCCCUUGUGUUGUCCAGUCAACCUCCAUUCAAGAUCACAACAAGCCCUGUUUCUCCAUGGCCGCUCAAACCCUUUCAUCACCUUCCAAAUCUCGUUGGAAUCACGACGUUUUCUUGAGUUUUAGAGGUGAAGACACUCGUAAAAACUUCACCGAUCAUCUCUACACAGCCUUGGUGCGUGCCGGAAUUCACACUUUCCGAGACGACGAAGAGCUUCCUAGAGGAGAGCACAUUUCUACAGAAUUGCUCAAAGCUAUUAACGGAUCAAGGAUUUCUAUUGUCGUUUUCUCCAAAGACUAUGCUUCUUCUCGUUGGUGUCUUGAUGAGCUUGUGGAGAUCAUGCAUUGUAAGAAUACCAUAGGCCAAACUCUUCUCCCAAUAUUUUAUGACGUGAAUCCCUCCGAUGUGCGAAAACAAACCGGAACUUUUGCAAAAGCAUUUUCAAGUCAUGAAGAGCGAUUUCAGGCGGAGAUGGAAAGAGUGCAGAAGUGGAGAGUAGCACUUACUGAAGCUGCAAACUAUUCUGGCUGGGAUCUUCAAAAUAUUGCAAAUGGAUAG
Molecule: messenger RNA, 609 nt
Organism: Corylus avellana
Lineage: Eukaryota; Viridiplantae; Streptophyta; Magnoliopsida; Fagales; Betulaceae
Source: RefSeq, a predicted model, not a curated record